AUGGAUGCCAGGGAUUUUAGGGGAAAGGUUGGGAAAAGGUCAGAUGCUGGGAAGCAUCAAAGUUCGGUAAUAAUACAAUCAACAACCUCUUCAGGAGAAUCUCAUGGACUGUUUGAUUAUGAGAGGAAAGGAACAAUUAGUCAAACAAUCUCUAUAGACGGUUGCUCAAAUAGUUAUACUAUUCUAAAAAGUAACAAUUCUGGACUAUUGAGCGCUGUUCCUAAUGAGGGUAAUUGUGAAGAUUAUAGUGAACUGAAUAAUCCUGAUAAUUUUGAAGUGGAUCAUUACUUAAUUUGUGAUACUAAAAAUGUAGCGACUGAGCGUGGAGAUGAUACAAUGGAACCAAUUAUAAGAUUAUUUAAAAACAAGGAUGGCUGGUACGUAGAUGGAAUUACUUUGUCUUCUAAAGGCAGUAGGGAAUAUUCAAUAGUAAUUUCAAUGAAAGAGAUCCUAAAUUCUCAAGGUAAUGGACAUAGUAAACAACAUAAACCUUAUUCAUGGACAGAGUGUAGAUAUAAUGACGAUUCAAUUCCAAAUAAGGGUAAUAAGGUGUGGAUUGUAAGCCCAAAACAUACUCCAGGUAUACCAUUAAGACAGGGUGAUAUAAUAAAACUGGGACGUUGUCAAAUGCGUGUUCAUGAGAUCGUUGCUACUUUAGCAGCUGCCAAAGAUGCUCUCCUACGUACUCCAUAUAUCCCAACUUUUAAUAUUGAAUCUAAUCGAGAAUUGAAUAAUUGUCUGGAUAUUUUGGCUUUUGAGGUAAAUGAUAUUGAAGAUGUAAAGAAGUCACAAAAUUCUUAUGGAAUAAAAGGUGAAAAUUCUACUUUCGAAAGAAUUGAAAAUGAGAAAGUUGGUAAUUUAUGUACAAAGAGCCAGAAUGGAAAUAUGGAAACUGCCCCAUUAACACCUCUUUCAGGGAUUUUAGAAUGUGGGGAUAAAUAUGAACAAGUAAAGAAAAACUUAAUAUCUUUGGAAAUUUCAGAUAAAGAUGAUCAGAAAUUGAUGACUUUAAAGUUAACUAAUAAAGACGAAAUAAUACCUUUGAAAGUUAUUGAGUCAUCUAGCCAUAAUUUAAGACAUCAACAGAGAAUACAAACGAGUAUAUCAGAAGAUGAUCAUUCAAGAAAUUUAAAUAAUAGAAAUGUAGAUGAAAUUGUACAAAGUAACCAGACAUUUAGUAUUGCUAUGUCAACAAAAAAUAAUUUCAAUAAUGCAACUAAGUUCUGUCGUAUAUGCUUGUCUGAUGAUGGGGAUCUGUUAGACUUUGAGGACAACUUUAAUCCAUUAAUAUGUCCAUGUGAUUGUAAAGGAUCAAUGCAAUAUGUACAUUUACAAUGCCUUAGAAAGUGGAUUGAAUCUCGCCUUGGUAUUCCGGCAAGUUGGAUGUCUAAUAUAACUAGUACACAGAUAAAUUUAAAUACUACUAGGAAUAAUACUUGUUCAGUAAUACGAAGUCGUUUAAGAAGAAUAUUAAGAAUCUUGUAUCAUUAUUGUAUUAACUACUUUAGUUGUACAACUAGUGGUAAUGGAAAUCGUCCAGUAUGUUUUAAUUUGAGGAAAUUUGAUUGUGAAUUGUGCAAGGUUACAUUUCCAAAUCAAUUAUGGAUACCAAAUGGUGAGUCAUUAUUAACUUUACCUUUAUUCAGGAUUCCUAGACCCAAGUAUCCUUAUAUAAUCUUGGUUCCAAUUGAAAGUGAAUAUACUUGCAAAAUAAAUCAAAUAAUUGUAUCAUUUGGAGAUCCAAGGAGUAGUGUGUAUGUAGGCCGUGGUCAUAAUUCUGAUGUAAGAUUUGGAGAAAUAAGUGUGAGUAGAUCACAUGCUCAGUUACAACAUUGUUUCAUAUGUGGAGAUUAUGAAAUAUGCUUAUCAGAUCGCAGAAGUAAAUUUGGAUCAUUAGUUGAACUAUCACGGCCAUUCAAGAUUGGCAAGGAGGGAAUAUCUCUUCAAAUAGGAAAAACACUUAUAUUUUUGAAAACUAUCAAGUCUAGAGCAUCACUUAAAAAUAUUCUAUUACCUUGUAUUACUGAAAAAAAUAUUAAUAAUGUUUCACUUAAUAGAAACAAUAUUAAUAUAUACUCAUCUAAAGGACAUAAUAAUAGACAGAGUCAUGAAACUCUGGAUGAUCAAUCUGAAAUACAGUUAGAUCAAGAUGUGGAUACAAUGCAAGUUCAAUGUAAUGCUCAAAAUAAUUAUGAUAUUACUUGUUGGAGAAAUUUACUUAGGUGUAAUCAUCUUUCUAGAGUCUCAUCGCGCCAUAGGUACUUUACUCGUGCUUAA
Molecule: messenger RNA, 2277 nt
Organism: Cryptosporidium muris RN66
Lineage: Eukaryota; Apicomplexa; Conoidasida; Eucoccidiorida; Cryptosporidiidae
Product: zinc finger, C3HC4 type domain-containing protein
Exons: 1
Coding region: 1-2277 (758 amino acids)
Molecular function (GO): zinc ion binding; protein binding
Source: RefSeq, a predicted model, not a curated record